AUCAAUUUUUUCUCUUAUAUUUCAUUUCAUGUAAAAUUUUGGAGCAUUCUAGCUUCAUAGGAAACGACGAUCCAACUUCUCUCUGUGUUUGUGUUGAUUGAAAUUGUUUGUUCUUCUCUCAAUUUUCAGUUUCAUACACCAGAAAUGGGAUUUCAGAAAAUAAGGGUUGAAAAUCCCAUCGUUGAAAUGGACGGAGAUGAAAUGACAAGAGUAAUUUGGAAAAUGAUAAAAGAUAAGCUUAUUUUGCCUUUUUUGGAGCUGGAUAUUAAGUAUUUUGAUCUUGGGCUUCCUCAUCGAGAUGCCACUAAUGAUAGAGUUACCAUUGAAAGUGCCGAAGCUACACUAAAGUAUAAUGUGGCUAUCAAAUGUGCUACUAUUACUCCAGAUGAAGGCCGUGUCAAGGAAUUUGGCUUAAAACAAAUGUGGAGGAGCCCAAAUGGGACAAUCCGGAACAUUUUAAAUGGCACAGUUUUUAGAGAGCCAAUCAUCUGUAAAAAUAUUCCUCGACUUGUUUCAGGCUGGACAAAGCCAAUAUGCAUUGGAAGACAUGCUUUCGGAGACCAAUAUCGGGCAACUGAUGCAGUUAUAAAAGGCCCAGGAAAGCUAAAAUUGAUGUUUAUACCUGAUGGACAUGAAGAGACUAAAGAGCUAGAGGUGUAUAAAUUCACUGGUGCUGGAGGUGUAGCUUUGUCCAUGUAUAAUACCGACGAGUCCAUUCGGGCUUUUGCCGAGGCUUCGAUGAACAUAGCUCACGAGAAAAAAUGGCCUCUCUACCUUAGCACUAAAAAUACCAUUCUAAAGAACUAUGAUGGAAGAUUCAAGGAUAUUUUCCAAGAAGUUUAUGACACCCGAUGGAGUAAUAAGUUUAAAGCUGCAGGAAUAUGGUAUGAACACCGUCUUAUAGAUGACAUGGUUGCGUAUGCUGUUAAAAGUGACGGAGGCUAUGUAUGGGCCUGCAAGAAUUAUGAUGGGGAUGUGCAGAGUGAUUUCAUAGCUCAAGGAUUUGGUUCUCUUGGCUUGAUGACUUCAAUAUUGGUUUGCCCGGAUGGGAAAACCAUUGAAGCAGAGGCAGCCCAUGGUACUGUUACCCGCCAUUUUCGGGUUCAUCAGAAGGGUGGUGAAACCAGUACAAACAGUAUUGCUUCAAUUUUUGCCUGGUCACAAGGUCUUGCACAUAGGGCAAAGUUGGAUGGAAAUGAUAGAUUGCUAGACUAUACAGAGAAACUGGAAGCAGCUUGCAUUGGAACAGUUGAAUUAGGAAAAAUGACAAAGGAUCUUGCGCUUCUUAUUCACGGACCCAAGGUUUCUAGGUCGCAUUAUUUGAAUACUGAAGAGUUCAUCGAUGCUGUAGCGGAGGAUCUGAGGACAAGAUUAACUACAAAAUCAAAGCUGUAGAGUUAACUAGUUUCUCUUGGGUUUAAGCACUUCUUAUGCUGAAUUUUGAAUUUGGAAUGUUUGUUUGAAUAAAAAAAAAUGGUAGAAGUUGGGUGGAGAGAAUACUAAGGAUAAUGCAUAUAGGGGACAGAAAUAACAGGCAGAAUCAAGCCAGAAGGGACUACACUCUCCCCAUUUAACUUAAAAUAAGGACUUCCUAGAACUGGAUUUUCCAUACUACAGAUAGAAAAGCUUGGUAUAUUCACAGAGAGUUUAUUAGCAUGGUAGAACUUGAACUGAUUUUGGAUUUUCCACGCCCUAAACAGGGAUUCAAUGUAAUAACAUCCCCAAAUUGAGGAGCUAUAUAUUCUCUAUCUUAUGUUCUUUUGUUAUAGAUAUUUAAAUAUUUUUUGUGAAAAUGUUAAAGAUGCUUUAUAUGAA
Messenger RNA from Vicia villosa (hairy vetch), 1815 nucleotides. RefSeq names its product isocitrate dehydrogenase [NADP], chloroplastic-like. NCBI's taxonomy places the organism in Eukaryota, Viridiplantae, Streptophyta, Magnoliopsida, Fabales, Fabaceae. The transcript is spliced from 15 exons. Bases 145 to 1395 code for a protein of 416 amino acids. Gene Ontology annotation, cellular component: mitochondrion. Gene Ontology annotation, molecular function: NAD binding; isocitrate dehydrogenase (NADP+) activity; magnesium ion binding. Gene Ontology annotation, biological process: isocitrate metabolic process. The record is from RefSeq and is a predicted model, not a curated record.